AUGAUCAAAAAAAUAACCUCAUUAAUUACUAUUUUUGCUAUUGUAGGAACUAUAGCUUAUGUUUUCAACUCUGAAAACUUUUAAGAUAACCAUUUACUUAAAAAACUUUAAAAAAACUUAAAAUAACCCUUUAAUCUUAAUGCUUUCUCAUAUGGUUAAAGCUCUAAUUGCAUUAAAUACUGUACUGAUAUUGGUGGAGUAAACUGUUUAAACAAUGGAUAAGCUCACUGUUGCAAAGAUAAAGCAUCAUGCAUUUAAAAUCCAAUUGUUAAAACUAGCUUUUUAUGUGCUGAUACUCAUAUUCAUUCUAAAUUUACUACUAUUACCAGCUAAUCAUAAUGCGAAAAAGCUAACACAAACGAAAACCCAAAACCAAACACAAACGCAAACGCAAAUAUUUUAAAAGUUGGAUUGAUAUUAUUAGCUCUUUUAGCAUUAUUAUUCUGA
This is a messenger RNA of Ichthyophthirius multifiliis, 447 nucleotides long. RefSeq lists its product as hypothetical. The transcript has a single exon. The record is from RefSeq and is a predicted model, not a curated record. NCBI's taxonomy places the organism in Eukaryota, Ciliophora, Oligohymenophorea, Hymenostomatida.